UAGAGCGACCAGUUACCUUAAAUAUAAUAUUCUUUGUGAGUUAUUCUCAGUUCUCACGGAAGUAGAACUCUAGAAGAAAGCUGUGUAAUGUGUAUAGAUAGUAGUUUUGAAAGUGAUUCGCUGCGAUUCAAUAUUUUGAUAAUAUUGUAAUUAUUAGUAUUUAGAUGCGCAGUCAACAGUGUAAACGUACAAAAGUUUUAGUGAAUCUUACUGUAAAUAUUUAAGUUUGUUUGCGGUAUGUCUCGUUUGGAAUCGAGCGAUACUAUGCCAAAACUCGGGCAGGUUACCGAUCUUCGGGAGCAGUGGCUGGUGAGAACCGACGGAGCACUGGCCCACCGACUGCAGGACCGAGAAAUCUCUACACAUCUGUGUGAGAACAGAUAUCGGAACCAACUAAUCAGGGAGGACUUCCCCGUAGCAUUGAGUGAACAGAGAGGCAUUGAACAUGAAUUAAGACUGCAUGAAGUAUCUCGUCGAAGACAAGCAGAGAUUGAUGCUGAGAUUGCUCGCAAGAUGGCUGAAGUUAACAUUCACAAGAAGCAGCAAGCUAGAGCUUCUGCACAACAGCCAUGUUCCUCAAGAUCAAUUGCACCUCAUUCUGAUAUUGAUUCUGAUGAGCUAGGGCUCUCAGCUAUAGAAAUUGAAGAAAUGCGAAGGCGAUUAGAGCAGGAAGAGAGAGAUGCAAGACUGGCUCAUCAACUUAGUCAUGAAGUAGCUGGGCAGGAUGCACUUCUUGCUGACAUGAGAUGCGCUGUUGAAGCUCAAGAUGGUGAACUGGCGAGACUGCUACAGGAACGAGAAUAUAAAAAACUCCAGAGAGCUAAAGAGAGAGCACGCCAAAAAGCACUGUUGAAGAAGCAGCAAAAAAUGGCACAACAAGAACCCCAACCAUCUCUGGCCACUCUUUGUGAUGCUUACAGCAACCCUAGGGAUAUCAUUAGACAAAAUGCUACAAGGUUGUGUAAGUCUGUAGAGUCAGACUUGCAUUAUGUUGAGCCAUUUGAAAAAGAAUGUAUUCAAUCAAAAGCCAGCGCUUUACAGUUCAAAGAAAUCUCAAAGCAGUAUUAUAGCCAAGAAGCAGGUACUUCUAGAUCAAAUUUAAACAUAUCACACUCACACACAUCAUCUUAUGAUUCCAAUAGACCAAAUAUGAGUUCCGUGUACCAUAGGGAACCACCUCCUCCCCCAUCUACAGGUAAGAAGCCUAGAUUUCCAGAUCCAAUCAGCAUAAGGCCUGCAUCUCACUAUCCAACAGACAACAUUCUUCCAUCAAAUGAAUCUACUACACUCUCUCACAGUGUCAGUGAAAACAAUAACUUAUAUAGUAGUAGUUUCCCCUGUGAAAGCCAGCUUCCACAAAGAACUUAUGAUAUAGGUGGUCCUACUAAAAGGUUUUCUGUAAUCUCAGAUAUAACAGCUGAAGAUCUUGCUAAGAAGAAAAGCAAGGCAGAUAUGCACAAAAAAAGAAGAGGGUGCAAGAUUCAAUGAGUAAAGUGGGCUCAUUAAGUCCAUUUACAAAUUACAAGUUUAACUUUAUUAUUUACCCAUGAACACUGCAUUGAGUGGGAUUGUAGUCACCACAUUUAAAAAGUGCAUAAGUGAAGGAGUUCAUCAAAUGCCUACAAUAUAUUAAAUAUAUCUUAAUAUAAAGAUGGGUUGUAUUUGCAGUCAACUAUUGUAUUGUUGGUACUUUACUAUUUUGCAAUCUCAUGUUUUGUAGAAUUUAUUUUUAAUUUGACUGAAAAUAAUAACAUUUACUUAUUUAUUAUUUUGCAUGCUAGAGUAAUAGUAACACUGAGCCAAGAGGGCUAAUUUAUUUAUGUUAUAAUUAUUCUUUGUUCCAAAUAUUUGUAUUUUUAUCUUUCACAUUCCAAAUAAUUCUGUGAUUAUUUGUUAAUUUUUUAACUCUGUGUACCAUUUGGCCAUACCAAAAGUUUAUUUGAAAAUGAAUAUCUGUUAAUAGUUUUUAAAGAUUUCCAUUACUUAUACUUACAUGUGACUGAAGCAAUAAUUGACUGAUACAAUAUACAUCCAUACUUCUAUCUCCUUCUUCCCACUUCUGUUUCAGACAUAGCUAUGAAAUUUUAGUGUUUGUAAAAUACCUAAAAUCCUCAGUUUUUCUUUCAUUAUAGGGAAUAAAUAAAUCACAUUUUGCCAUGUGGAGGCAUUACAGGAUUCCAGAAUAUCAGUAUGACAGAGAAAUCUGGAUUGUUGUUGAGAUAAUGAGUAUCCUGCUUUUCUGACUAGAUAGAUUUUAAUACAUAGCACAAUUUGAUUUUUUUCAUACAAUAAUGUUGACCCAAAGAGUUAAUGGUGCUGCCUAAAUUUAAAUAGCUAUAUUUAUUUAAAAUUAGAACAUAUAGAUGUAGCUUGUCACACACAGUAAAGUAUUAGACCUGGCAUGUUUUUAUUGGUUGUCUAACAGCAAGAGACUAUCGAGACAUGUAAAUUAUCUAAGACUUACUAAAAUAUUUUUUACCAAUCUAUACUAACAUUAUCAAGAGGAAAGAUUUUUAUGUUCACAUGAUUAUAACUACAAAAAAACUAUACAUAAAUACUGGAUGAAUUUUUAAAAUUCUUUCACCAUUUGCAUACUACAUUAAAAAUUAGGGAUCCCUAUAAAACUACAAUAUUAUUACCCAUAGAAAUGUUGCCUAAAAAUGUCUUCCAUCACAUGUGCUGUGAUGACGAAGAAAAAACUUUUAUACAAACAUGAUACAUCAAUAUCUACACAAAACUUCGAGAUACUAGAUUCAAAUUGUAAUAUUUUUAUUCAAAGCAGCAUUCCAAGUCACUUAUAAAGUCAUAACCUAAUACUGGCGAGAAACAUAUUACACUCACAUCCAUUAUUCUCAUAUCAGAGUCAUAUGUUUUUGAAUGGGUGGAAGAUUUUAAUGUUCUAUAUGUAAUAAAAAGCAAGAAUCUACAAAAUUAAAUUAUUUCUAUGUAUAAUUACUGGAGAAUCCCAAAACUUUUAGUAUGACCCUUGUAUACUUAGUACCUACUUUUUGAUAAAUUUAAUUACAUAUUAUAAGAAUGUAUAUGUUUAAUUAUAUUUAAUAAUCAAAGUAACUAUAACUGUAAAGUUAAUAUAACAGCACAAAUGUUUGUUGCUGGCUACAUAUAGACUGAGGCUAACACUAACCAGUUAAUAUAGUGGAUUUUUAUAUACUUAUUAUAAUAUAUAGGCAUACAUAUUAUAUACCUAUUUUAAUUCAGUAACUUUAUACUUGACAUGGGUAUCUAAAAAAAGUGCAUACACCACCUAAAAGCUCUAUAAUUUGGUGAUGACAAGGUUGAUGAAAGUUUGUACAAUAUGUUUAACAGAUCACUGUUGUGAAGUAUUUCCAAAAGUAGUCUAUAGUUUGAUUAUAUAUAAAUUUUUGAUAUUUUUAUGUGCUAAUCAGUAAUCUAAUACUAUAAGCACAUAUCUUGUGAGGUUUCAUCUGGUCAAGUGUAUCAUCCAGUUUUUACUUGAGACAUUUUUCAUAGCUCUGCAUGCUCAAACUCCCCAUAAAUACAUCCAUUCUUUUGGUAUUUUUUAAUUAGGCCUGAAUUUCGUCUUUUACACUAAUCAUAUUUAGGUGUGGGUAGAAUUUUGAAUUUGUAAUAAAACAACGGAAUAUGCGCUAUUGUUUUGAAUAUUGUGAUGUUUGAAUUACUUGCAGUUUGCACUGACCUAAAGCCGAAUGCCAUGUCCGAGUUGGCUUUAAUAUAAACUUGUAUGUAAGGUUGCUUGUUAUCCAUAGAUAGCUUGAUAUUUGGACCCAGCAUCCAGUAAGUUUUUAAUGUCUAUACUGAGUUCUUAUCUCUGACUUUUGAUGUGUUGCUUCCUAGUCAAGUUUGGGAUGGUUUCUAAUAGAGCCACAAUUCAAUGAACAAUCAAUUUUUUAAAACACAAUUGUCAGGGUGGGCAAAAGUCUGAUAGGCCUACCUAUUAGAGCGGAUUUAGUUUGGUGGUUUUCCUGCCUUAGGUAUCAUAAGAAUUUGUAUUCCCUAACCCAUAGUAUUCCAUUAAGACAUGGUAAGGAAAACUACUGCCUUUCUAGGGAGUUCUGUCAGGAUUUACUUUGUAAUGUCAAUGUAACACCUCAAAGACAAAAACCUGGCACUUUUUUGUCUUUCAGACUAAUAAUAGCCCUCCAAACUUCUUUUACUGUGUAUUAGAGUAGAUCUGACCUCUAUCACAAAUAUCUGUGUCACUGGUGUGAUUCGGGCAAAACACAUUUGAUAAAUGAGAUGUAAAUAAUUUUGCCUUUUCUUGUGAUGUGUGUUCCCAGCCAUUGUUGUUUCUCAGCAGAGGUUUUGCCAGUUGUAGUCUAUCAUAUGACUUUCUGAAUAUCCACAGUGAGUAAUUAGGGCAGAGGCUACCAAUUCCUUAGAAUGUCCUUUAGACUGGCUCCGGCCUGUUUAAAUUGGUUUUAUCAGAUGCCAGACCGGCACAACCUUCUUUUCCUGCAGACAAAUCCCACCUUCAUACAACACACCACAAAUUCCGUUAUCACCCCCACCAUCUCGUGUGGUUUUCAAGGAACUUUACACAGUCUUCCUUGUACAGUGCUUCCAGGACUAUUCAACAUGGGUAUCUUUAAAACAGCGCAUACAUCUGUCUUAAAUGCCGACAACACUCCUGUGAUUCCUCUGGUAUUGCAAGAGAAUCCAAAAGGAUGUUCAUACUAUGUUAUAAGAUUCGGUACUGCCUAAGUAAAAAUUGAAAUUUAGUUUAGUAUGUGUUUCAUAUGUAAUGAUUUGACAUAAGAUUGAAAUAGUAGUAAUUACAGUAUGGCGAUUGACGACGAGGUAUAAUUCGGGUAAGUUUGAAAGCAAUUAGUUGCUUAAUAAGUAGUGGAUUUUGGAUAUCUCAGUGUCUGUCAAUCCAUCAAUGACUGCAUGUUUCAUACAAUCAAGUGAACCACUUUUUUCUUAGAGUUUCUCUAGGCCUGAAGAGAAUGUGUGCGGCUAUGUUUGUUUCUCCUCAUCUGUCAUAAUAAAAAAAACCGAUCUUAGACCUCUUCUUAUUUUUUUUAUUAGUUAUUUACGCAUUUUUUUCAGUCUAGCAGUCUAGGGUAACCUUUCAUUAAGACAAAGUCAAACAGGUCUGAUAAUUUGGAAGUAUCUGCCGGCUGCUGAUGAUGAUUAGUUUAAUGUACAAGUAAUAGUCAACAUAAAUUAAUAAUAAUAAUACAAUAAUGUAAAAGUGUGUCAAUAUUAUUAUAUUAUUAACAUGUGCUAUGGAAUGUGGGUAGUGCCAUUUGUCUUAUUCAUUAAUUGUGUUAGUUCUUCACAAAUUUUCAUCUCCUAGCCACCUAUGGGCUAAGGGAGGUGGAAUUGGUAAUGCUGUUAACAAUUAUAAUAGUAGGCACAUACUGGGUGGCUGAGAAGUUAACUAAUUAACUGUAGUUAAUAAUUACCAACAAUAAAAUUAAUUAAAAGUGUUAAAAAAAAUUAGAAAAAAGUCCUAAACCACAAUUAGGUGAAAAAAGCGGAUAAAAGGGGAAAACAAUUAUUUUGUCCUUAACCACGCAAAAUCAUAGAACAUACAUAGGGGUGAUUCUCAUCACCAUGAGGCUUUCGAAUUUUAGCUUUGGAUGUUAACUUCUCGGCCAUCCUGUAUAUAACAGCUACGGAGUAGUUAAUGCAAGCAUUCUGACAUGUGGUGACCACUUUGUAAUUGCUCAAUUAGAAUUUAUUAUGAAUCUCAGUCUUAUAUGAUUAUUGAUUGAAUAUUUCAAUAUGUACCUUUUCCAUUUAUAUUAUUAAUAUAUUUAGAAAGGUUAAGUUUAGAAUGUGGAUAAUGGAAAGCAAUUUAUUAGCUGUUAUAUAUUUAUAAAAAUAUAGAUUAUCUACCUAUUGAACUAUUUAAAUUGACAAGUAGGAAUUGGAAAAUGGAAGAGGAUUAUUAUUGUUAAUAAUCUUCAUUUAUUUGAGCUUUAAAUGAUUAAUCUGUUGUUUAUUGAUUAUUUUUUUAAUGUGUACCAGUGUACUUCUUUAUUUUUAGCGUACACAAUAUUUUGCAGAGUAUUAUUAAAGAAUUAAUGUCUCAUUCUGUUUUGGGUAGGUAAGUAGCCCAAUUGUCCAAAUAUUUGCUAACCUACAAACUACGCAUGUAUCAGACACACUGAUUUGAUAUGGUUAAUAUUAAGCCUUAUAGGUAUAAU
This is a messenger RNA of Leptidea sinapis, 6158 nucleotides long. RefSeq names its product coiled-coil domain-containing protein 50. The record is from RefSeq and is a predicted model, not a curated record. NCBI's taxonomy places the organism in Eukaryota, Metazoa, Arthropoda, Insecta, Lepidoptera, Pieridae. The transcript has a single exon. The coding region runs from base 238 to 1488 and encodes 416 amino acids.